Cercospora beticola is the source of this 1335-nucleotide messenger RNA. RefSeq lists its product as uncharacterized. The record is from RefSeq and is a predicted model, not a curated record. NCBI's taxonomy places the organism in Eukaryota, Fungi, Ascomycota, Dothideomycetes, Mycosphaerellales, Mycosphaerellaceae.
AUGGCCGCCAAUAAACCCAAUUCUCUUUCCAACAAGGAGAGCCAUUUGGUAGACCCGAUGCUUUCGGAAACUGAAUCUACGAGCUACGACUUCUCCUUCGGCGCCGCUGCCCCAGAGGCGGCGACAUACACCAAUAGUCGCCCCGUCCUCGAGCAGCCGGCUGUGCUCCCGCAGCCAGCAAGAACACUCAGCCAUACGAAGCCAAUAUCUGACCAUUCUACUUUGCCCAAUGCAAGCGCCAACGCUCCCCGAAAGCGCCGACACAGCCAUUUUGAGCAGGAAGGAGGUGUGAUCGACGGCACUUCGCACUACAGCAGUGCCGACAAGCAUUAUAUUCUUCAUCAUCAAUUGGAAGCCUAUACGCAGGUCACUGAGUUACCCGAUACCAACGUUCACACAGCACUGCCCACGUUGCCCACUGCAGGUUCACUGACCUCCACUGUGGAACAGCUCGAUCACGCGAGAUUCAACGAGCAAUAUUCCAAUGCAGACAGAUUAUACCAAGGCAUGUGGCAGCGACCAGCACCUGGCUUCGCCAACGACAACCUUCUUGGGACACCGAACACGUUACCAUACCCGCAUGGCUUCUUACAAGGCUACGUUGGCAACCUUUACGCUACCACAUCGUCGCGCAGUCUAGCUAUAACGCAUCAAGCUCCACCACCAUUCCGACCUCUCGCCGCGCCUCGUGUGCCAUCGUCCACGACGGCCGGGCUAUCCAUCGAUUUGAGCCACGUCAUUCCGAUCACUCAGCCUCUGCCUCCAAUCGACAUGCCAACGCCGGAAGAGAUAUUGACCUUCUGGCCAAACUGGUUGACCUCACCUGAGCUUGCCGUGAGGAUGCAACGCAACGGCAUGACAGCGAGGAUGAUCGUUACUGUGCAUCUCAGCGCGUCUGGGCAGCUCAACAACGCAGCAAUCAACAAGCGCCUGACUGACAACCUGAAGAAGCAAUUCUCGCACGGUGGUCGACAUUAUUACGAUUGUGGAGAUCACUGGGACGUGCAAACUGCGAAAGAUGAUGGCCCAGACGACGAUAUGACUGCGAAUAAUUGGCACACUCGCGAGGAGCAUGUUCUCGCCAAUGGUGUUCGCUUGGAUGGCAAGGCGCCUCCAAAUGGUGCUUGUUGGAAUGGUGAUAUCUUGUCGGAGCCGACUCAAGAGUGGAAAGAUAUGCCACUGACUGAGUUCUUUGUGAACGUGCCACGCGGUCAUUUUCCAACCGGUCAGGGCCGGGGAAUGGUUACUCGAUGUCUGGAAGCUGUGCAUGACGAUCCAGAUUACGCUGUUCUGAACCUCACAACAGCUCAUUGGGAUUGGCUGAGAGCACCUUAA